This is a messenger RNA of Achroia grisella, 6181 nucleotides long. RefSeq names its product serine/threonine-protein kinase 26 (gene GckIII). The coding region runs from base 342 to 2264 and encodes 640 amino acids. The transcript is spliced from 13 exons. Gene Ontology annotation, biological process: protein phosphorylation. The record is from RefSeq and is a predicted model, not a curated record. NCBI's taxonomy places the organism in Eukaryota, Metazoa, Arthropoda, Insecta, Lepidoptera, Pyralidae. Gene Ontology annotation, molecular function: protein kinase activity; ATP binding.
AUAUUCAGACGCCGUCCAUCACUAUGGAUUAAUAGUGUCGGGAAACAGAUUUCUCUCGAGUUGCCUGUUGGAGUGGAAAUUAUCAGUGUAUAAUUUCCCCACGUUGGUCGGUCGCGAUCCGAUGUUAAAGUGGCCUGGAUCGCUCGCAACGGACUGGUAGCCGAUUAGGUUUAAUUACGUUAUCUAAACAGUGAGCAGAAUUCGCAUAAAGUAUUUCAAUUAUCAUUUUCGGCGAUAACACCAGACGGAAUGUCGAUCAAUAUCUGUGAGCAAUUAUAAUCGAUGUGAUGAAGUAAUCAGUGUUGUGUUGUGAUUGUGUGUGUUUAAUAGUGUUUAGUAUCAUGUGGGGAGCAGCAGUGUCUAAUCCACCGCGUUAUCAUUACAUUCAGGGUCCACCAGGUGCUAUUCCUCAGGGAACGCCGAGUGGUAACGUUUUAUUGCCACCUCCUAACCAUAGACAUUUGAGACCGCAAUCGUCGUACUCUUUGCCUCAUGGGAGUAACGGGCCAGGUCGAUGGAGUUGGGCUGGUAGCCAUGUGUCUUCUUUUGACCGAAGGCAGCUAAAAGUGCCACCUGAACCUGCGCGCCCUGCGCCCGUUCGUCCAUCACAGAAUAGACACGUUGGCACCAAUAAGGUCGAUCCCGAGCUGAUCUUCACGAAACAAGAGAAGAUCGGCAAGGGUUCCUUCGGUGAAGUGUUCAAAGGUGUAGAUAACAGAACACAGCAAGUGGUCGCAAUAAAGAUUAUAGACCUUGAGGAAGCUGAAGAUGAAAUCGAAGACAUUCAACAGGAGAUUAUGGUGCUAUCACAGUGUGAUAGUCCAUAUGUCACUAAAUAUUUCGGAUCCUACUUGAAGGGAACAAAACUAUGGAUCAUAAUGGAAUACCUCGGCGGGGGUUCGGCCCUCGACCUAAUGAAAGCGGGUAGCUUCGAGGAGAUGCACAUAGCAGUCAUUCUGCGGGAGGUGCUCAGGGGGCUAGACUAUCUUCACUCUGAGAGGAAACUCCAUAGGGAUAUAAAGGCAGCAAACGUGCUACUCAGUGAGAUGGGCGAUGUAAAAUUAGCAGACUUUGGAGUUGCGGGUCAAUUAACGAACACGACAAGUAAACGGAAUACAUUUGUCGGCACGCCAUUCUGGAUGGCACCUGAAGUGAUAAAACAGUCCUGCUACGAUAGCAAAGCGGAUAUAUGGUCACUGGGCAUCACAGCAAUAGAGCUGGCUAAAGGGGAACCACCAAAUUCGGAAUUACAUCCCAUGAGGGUGCUCUUUCUAAUACCUAAGAAUAACCCCCCGCAACUCACAGGGAGCUACUCGAAGCCGUUCAAAGAGUUCGUCGAAGCGUGUCUGAAUAAAGAUCCAGAAAAUAGACCAACGGCAAAAGAAUUACUGAAGUUCCAGUUCAUCAGGAAAGCGAAGAAGAAUUCAUAUCUAAUGGAUCUUAUAGAUAGGUAUAAGAAGUGGAAGGCGCAGAGGAGCGAGGAGAGUGAAACGGAGUCAGAAAAUUCUGAUUCCGAAGAGUGCGGUCGUGGUGACGGCGAGUCGGAUGAGAGCGGAUGGAUCAUGACUGUUCGUGGGGGAGCAACCGCCAGAGCGCUGCAGAGUUCGCAGCCUCUACCACCGCUGCAGUUACCCGACGACAACAAGCGACGUGCACCGGCCGAAGACGCUGUGAUUCCGUCGCCGACGUCGCCCGCAGCGCCCAAGCAGAACGGUUCGGUGCAGGCGCAAGUCCACGCGUUACAAACGCAGCAGUCGCGCGACCCGCCCACGCCGCCAGCGGACAAGCCGCCAGAGAAGACGGCACCGCUCAACAACAACGACAAGCACGCAGGGCGACAAUCUGUACAAGUGCCGGUAGAACCCAGAAAUGUAAAGGAGCGAGAAAGAGACCGGGUAGAGAGAGACCGAGAUGAAAGAAAGGAUAGACACGAACACCAAUCCUCGAACAGGGACAGUGUAGUUUAUAAUAAAGCCGCAUCGCCUUUGGACCAUAGAGGAGCGAACAGCGAAGAGAAUAAAGUUCGAAGGCACCCGUACUUGCAGCAACUCAUCUACCCACUACUCAACGAGCUGUCCCGUAAACACGGCGCGGGCAGUGCGGCGGCAAUCGAGGAGUUACGUCGUGCGUUUGAGGUCGCGGAACGAAGUGCGCCGCAUCUUACACGCGCAUUCGUACAGCAGGUAGUGCAGAGGGUGGCUACGCAGACCCACCAACCUUCGACUCCCUCACACAACGCGUCUUCACAACAGUGGAUGAGUUAGGGACCUAUAAUCUCCGGGCGGCGCCUCCGUUACACGCUGCCGCUUGUUCACUCACCGCUACCUUAUCUCUCGCUGCACCACACACAACCUGACCACCGGACACUGUUUUUACUUCAUAACUGUUUAUGUAUUAUAGUUAACGUUGUUGCAUUCGACAGUACGAUCUCGAUACAUUGUGUGAACUGUCGUCCGUCCACGGCGGUACAGUCUUACCACAGCGCAUUCAUUUAAUACAGAGUGAAAGCUUUCAGCCAGUGCUCAUUUUGAAACGUGGUUCACAACAUUUGUGUAUUUUUCAUGUUAUUGUUUCACUAAUACACACUUGUAUUAUACCACAGUAUUAGCGAAAUAAAAAACAGAUAUUGAACCAAUGCUCAAGUUUACAUUCUGUAUAAUGUGUGGAGUUAUCUGUGGUCUUGCCUAGUAAAUGUUGGUGAAAGAUAAUUGUGAUUAAAAUCGUCUGGAAAGCAUCAUCGCAAGGAAUCGUUUUAAAGUCACCCUGAGUUUCAACUUGAAAUUCAUCUGAGCGUUGAAUUUUACACAUACAUUCGUAUGUGAUUUCCCCGUAUCCAUUAGUAUUUCAUCUGUAUCUUUGUUGAUAUUAGCUGGUAUUUCUUAUAUUAGUUUAUUAUUUUAUAAGACACUUCAAUAUUUGUGACUAAAUGCCAGGAUUUUAAACACAUUUAAUCAUAUGAGACCUAAGUGCAAUAGAUAAGGAUAAUAAGACGUUAUUGCAAUUGUGAUACUAUUCAUUUAUCUAAACAAGAUUCGGACAGGCUUUGCAAUACAAAAAAUUAUAUAUUAGAUAUUGUUUGAAGGUGAGAUUUUUUUUUCUAUGGAGCUCGGGCAUGUUACAGUCAGAAUGAAUCUGUUGAGAUAAAUAUCUAUUUGUCUCCACACCCGUGGCUUUAUGUAUCUCGGUAGCAAUCCAUUCGCAUUUAAAAUAUGUGUAAAUAGAUUGCCAUAUUGAAAUGUAUAAACUAUUUGGCAUUUCUAUAAAAUAAUUAGUUUUACAUGAAAUGACAUAAGGUUCAUAUUUAAUUGCAUAAUUCAAUUCAAUUCAAAAGUGAUGAUUAUCCAAGUUUGUUAUAUUAUAUAAACCCUACGGUUUUAUGUCAGCAGGGAGACCCGUAUGCAUUUUUGAAGUCUAUUAAGUUGACUGCAAUGUGCGCAAGCUCUUAUUUUUCGUAUUUUGAAUAAUAAAAUAUUUUCAAUUAUUACUAUUCUCGUUUUGUCAGCAGUUAGUCCUCUAUAGCUGUGAUCACAAUUGUAAUUUCCACACCAAUACUAAGGAACAAGAGGCUAAGGAAUCUAUUGUUAACGAAAAUAAUCGCUACUGCGCCCAUGAGGAUGACUAAGACGCCGGAUGUUGUUGUCUCGUUCAGACCCAUGUGUGUUGUAGCCACCUUUCCAUUCCAUUUAAAUUGGUUUACCACAAAAUGCAUCAGCGGUCGUACGGCGACGUACACUCAAUUGUCAAACAGUUAUUCGUGCAUUGUAAUGAACAUAUGCUCAUUAUUGAUUUCCUUUGCAUGCUUUUUAUUCCUGUUUUAAAUAAUGUUGAAUUAUCUUCAAUCAAUUUCUGUCAUAGCCGUCGUGAAAUUUAUAGAUGCUCGUAGCCAGUAGUGUUUUCGGGUAUUCGCUAUCACGCCUUUGUGAAUAGAUUGAAGACGCAUAAACAUGGAAAAUGGCCUAACCCAAAAAUAGAUUGGAUUAUUUUUUUAUAAUAGUCACUUAGAAGCCAUUGUUGUAAAGUGUGUUUUGGUGUAUGCCAUUUCCGUGAUGGAGCGUAGACGCGUGUAGCCGCAACCGAGUCACAAAGUUGCUAUGCCAUAGUGUUAUAGUUAAAAAUAUAACGUAAUAAAUACUUAAAGAUGGUUAUGUCCUAACAUAUUUUAUAUUGUAUACGUUAUUUAUGUAAAUAUCAUUUUUUGUUCCCGCCACGCAUCAUUUUAUUGUCAUGCUAAUGGUUAUUGAUGUUUAUUCUUUGUAAUGAACUGUAUUUUGUUCUAUCCGUUCUAUAUAAAGUUUUAGCGAAUGUUUAUUUAUACUGUAUUCGUCACCAUUUAGUUCGUAGAUAUACUAUAGUGGUCCAGAGACCCGUGUGUUUAGUUUUCACUGUGAGUCGUUAUUAUUAUGUAGUAUAAUUAUUGUCAGCGGCUGUUUGUUGAAUGUUUGCGUUUGUUUUGCAAUGGUAUUGGUACUUUUAUUGUAAUUUUAAAUAUUCGUGGAGAGCUACUAAGCUACACUUCGCCAAUAUUUUGCCAUAAUUAUUUUUUUCUAAAAUAUUUUUUACUAACAUGAGUUUUUUGUAUAGUCUGAUUUUAGUUGUGAUCACUGUUCUAAAUUCUAACAUAUUGUAUGUUUAAAAAAGAUGUUAUGAAGCUUGAUGUACAUUCUGUUUUAAGUGUCAUUCCAGACAAAAGACAGCAUUGUCAGCAUUUAUAGAUUUUAUUGUUUUGUAACUUGUGUUUUCGAUUCAACUUUGUGAGUUUUGAACAACUGUGAACUACAUACAUACGUUAUAAAAAUUGUUAUAAAUUUCUUAGAUUAAUUAUGAAAACUUAGGUUUAAUUGUGUAUUUGGCUACUUACCGAUUUGAAUUAAUUAGUUACUAAUAUUUUAUUCUGAAAAUAAUAUGGAGAAAAUGUUUUUAUUUUCAAUUUCCGUUGAUUUUACGCGAUGAGAUGUAAGUGGUUGUAAGGCGAAUCGAAGGUGUAUUUGUGGAUUUAAAAGUAUUCAGACACCAACGACCAUUCGGUGUCGAUAGAAAUAAAAGAAACAUGCUUAACAUGCGACAAUAUUUAGCAAUUGGGAGUAUAUAAGAUAUAUUAUUAUGAAGACUACAAAACAAUUAUUAUCGCAGUGUAAAAAUGUAAACCUUAUUAUAAAUGUAUAAAUUGUGUAGUAUAAUAUAAAAAAAAACUGUUUAUGAAGUGUUCUUAUAAGCAUAUGGAGAGUAGAUAAAGUCUUUCCAAUUUACCUAUCUAUGCCCAGUCCGGAGUGGAACCCACGCUGUUUUCAACUAGUUUGUAGUGUCCAGAAACACCUUGCUACUGUCUGUAGGAAGGUACUAAAUAUUGCCUCUGAUGUGUAGAAUAAGAAAUGGGUUUCACCCCUGACUGGCAUGUUUUGCCUUGAAUUUUUGUUUCGCCAUGUAUAUCGAGCAUGGAUAAUGUUAAUUUCGAUGAAUCAAAAAUUAUUUUUCCACUUGAUUACUUAAUGGUAAUUAAAGCGAUUAGUGUUAGAGGUGGGCGAUAAUUGUUGAUUAUUGAUUAAAAUUAGGUGUUCAUGGCAUUGGAUCGUAGUUGAGACAUGUUCGAUAUCACCGCACUGGACGUCUGAAUAGAGGAAACAUGAGAGGUAUUGGUUGUCUGAAGUGGCCGCUAUUCAGAACGCCAGUGCUCGGUAGCAGAGCGUAGUUGUUAUUGUCAUCAAGAGUUGGAGAAUGUAGAGGACGACGUCGUUUGGUUCAUGGGUAUUUGUGAUCAUAAAUGAAUAGUUAAAAUAAAUUCUAUAUUUAAUAUAUUAAUAUAAAAGUCUGUAUUGAAACCGGUAGUUGUUCUCUGUUAGAUGUAUUUUUCGCGCGUCACUUUUUGGGUAUUCAGACGUAUUUAAUCGAAUGGCUCGACUGUUUCGUAUAAAUAUAGACUGCUGAUAUCGCAAGUUAAUUAAAGACGAAUAUGCAAGUGCACAUGGAAUAUAUGCACAUGUGUGCGGAUUCCUCGAAACGUGACGCGCGAAGUAACACAGUAUAUUGAAAUAAAGUCACCGGCCCUCCACUCGUGCACCAAGUUGAAGCUAACGGCGCGUACCAUUAGUGUAAUGGUCAAUUAAUGUUACGCCGUCUGUCAUUCUAACACGUUUACGUAGGAAACAAAUUUGACUCGGAAUAAAGAAGUUAUUUAAUUUUGGAA